ACAAGCAAAGCAGCAGCAACAGCCAACACCUAAACUAAAGAACAGUAGUAGUCCCUGUGUACGUCUAGCAACGAUCCGCACCGAGCUCGCCAGUUUUGCUCGUUAGUUUGGGGACGGCGAUGGCGUCCGGUCAGGAAAGCAGGGAGGAGCUGGCGCGCAUGGCCGAGGAGGGGCAGACCGUCGUCCCCGGCGGCACCGGCGGCAAGACCCUCGAGGCGCAGGAGCACCUCGCCGAAGGGCGCAGUCACGGCGGGCAGACCCGGAGUGAGCAGCUGGGCCAUGAGGGGUACAGCGAGAUGGGCAGCAAGGGCGGGCAGACCCGCAAAGAGCAGCUGGGCCACGAAGGGUACAGCGAGAUGGGGAGGAAGGGCGGCCUGAGCACCAUGCAGGAGUCCGGCGGCGAGCGCGCCGCCCGGGAGGGCAUCGAGAUCGACGAGUCCAAGUUCAGGACCAAGUCCUAGAUCUGAUGCGUGCCCCCGCUUAGCAUGUAGUACGUAGCUGCAGGAAUGUAGUGUCGUCGUAGUAGUAGGGUAGUCGUACGACGUGCCGCUCCUCGUUUGGCACGUGUGCCCUGAAUAAUGUAGUGCUGUCAGUCGUCGUCCUAGCACGCGUGUAGGAGACCAUACGUGCGCGUAUGAUCAUGCGUGCUUCGCUUCAGUUAGGUUCUGAUGUUGGUCGUCGUCACCGUGUUUGAAGCAGGCAGGUCUCUUCAGGCUUUGUCGUCGUAGCAGCCUGUGUUCUAGCUCUACGACCCCAUACUCAUAGCGUGUGGUGGUGGGUCGUGAUGCCUUAAGGUCUCCGAGUUUGUAUCCGUGCUUGUUUCGUUAAGGUAGUUUGGUUCAUAACUCAAA
Messenger RNA from Zea mays, 851 nucleotides. Its product is annotated as embryo specific protein 5. Bases 120 to 461 code for a protein of 113 amino acids. Gene Ontology annotation, cellular component: cytosol. Lineage: Eukaryota; Viridiplantae; Streptophyta; Magnoliopsida; Poales; Poaceae. The record is from RefSeq and is marked validated. The transcript is spliced from 2 exons. Gene Ontology annotation, biological process: response to abscisic acid.